AAAGAUAAUCCUGGGUGAAGUGAAGGUUGAAAUAAGCUAAGUCAAUAAGUUUAAAGCAGGAGUUACGUCAAAUUGACUGAAUUCCUAUUUUGUCCUUCAUAUUGAAGCGUCUCUGUAUAUUUGAGUCGUGUAAGUGAUGCAACUUCACAAACAUGAGCCCAUUCAGUCUUGUUUGUCCUCGUGUUUUUGUGGAGUUGUGAAAUAUCAUCAAUGUCCUAAGUCCACAUUUAACCAAGAGCUCUGUUCAUAACUAGCACAUCCACAAAAUAAACCCCUCGAGCUGUUCUUUUUUUUUUUUCUUCCUCUGUUAUUUUCAAAUUGCUGUCAGUCGAGUGCAGCGCCAGCAGCUGCUGUGUAUUGAUUUCUGGGAAGAUUACACAUUAAUGAACAUGUAAGAGUCUGACCUCAUGUUUCCUUGGUACUAUGACUAACAAGGUCUGCACAGAAAUACAAGAAUAUGCUGUUUCUGUAUGUCUUCUGCUGACCUUUUCCAUGCAGCUUUAGCUCCACUCUUGUUAUAAAUUGAUGUUUGGUCAGAUUAUUUGUUAUCUAUUUUUACACUGUCUCUGUUAUAUGUUACAAAUCUACAUCUGUAGAGUUGUGCUUUAUAAUUCCCCUGUAGGCUAACCUUUAUUUAAACAGGAAGGAGACCCUGACUAUAGUAUAUAAAACUAUUUAAGCACCAAAGUCACAGUGUACAACAGAUUAUACAGCAAACAGGCCAAAUACAUCAACACAAGUGACAACACCAAUACAAAGAAAACACUGGCAUUCACACUGUUAGUGAUGUACUGAUACUGAUAGUGUCAUUCAUGCAGUAGGAAGCUCAAGGUCCAUGCAUUCAUCCAGUUGUUAAAUGAUUGUAUUCAGAUUUCCAUCAGAAAAACACGGAGUUUGAGGACAAGAGGCACCUUUAUAAAUAUGUUGUGGUGUGUUUUAUUGUUACAUGUGAAUUCUCAUAGUAAAGUUAAAAGGUAGCAAUUAACUUAAACCAGUAAACACAGCAGCACUAGAUCGCUUUGUGGCCAUCUGUUUUGAAUCCAUGAUCGUGACGCAUUUUCCGUGACGCAUCUCCGUGAUACCUGACUCCAGUGACGGGAAGGAGGCGCCGUGAAACUGAGGAGGAGGCGCAUUGGUUUGAGUAUUAGAAGUCAACCUCAUUCUUCAUUGACACUUUCUAAACUUUCUUCAUCCAACCCGUGACAUGUCGACCACCGGCGGCUCCCUCGCCUCUGAGGGGUUUUACUCCAAACUGAUAGACGACGAGCCCGUGCAGUAUGACUACAACCACCGCAGCCCAGAUGUGGGACACAGAGCUCACCCAGUCUCUCCAGUCAAACUGAACCUGGGUGCGAAGGCCCCGGGGCCCUUCCGUCUUGCUACCAUCUGCCUGGCUACGCUCUGUGUUGUCCUGCUGAUCUCCAUCAUAGCCGUCACUGCACACUACAAAAGCAAACCACAGGGUGGCAGUGAAGCGACCUCAGAGUUGCAGAAGCAAACGCAGGAGGCAAAGGUGUCGGAUCUGAUCAACGCCAUCAGCAAACUGCAGCAGGAGAAUGUCCAGCUACAGAAGGAGAAGGACGAGCUGCUGGCCAAACUGGCUGCCAAGGGGGCCACUACAGCUCCACACGUUGUCAAACCGACAGUGAAGGUGUCAACGCCAAUGUCAACAUCAACGCCAGCAUCAUCUAUUAUCUGUCCGACAGGCUGGCACCGCUUUGGCAACAGCUGUUACUUCGUCUCCAGGACUGAGCGGUCCUCUUGGUCAGGCAGUAAGACUCGCUGCCAGAGAAAAGGAGGUCACCUAGCCAUCAUUCACACAGCGGCGGAGCAGACAUUCGUAUGGAAUCUUCUUACCAGAGGUUACUGGAACGCUUACUGGUUUGGAAUCACUGACGAACACGCAGAGGAUGAUUGGAAAUGGGUCGAUGGCACUCCGGUGGUUACAACUUUCUGGGAGUACGGCGAGCCCAACAACCACAACGAGGAGGACUGUGGCUACAUCGUUAAAACAGACGUUAUGACACGAGUGGCGAUACGGAGCUGGUACGACGCCCCGUGUAGCAUGAAUUUGCCUUUUAUCUGUGAGAAGGAGAUGGUUCCCAGCUCCAGCACCUCCACAUCACAGUGAGACAUCAACAUCUGAGAGAAACACAAGGAACCAGUCAGUUUGGCAAAUAAAAUUAAAAAGACUAUCUCUUCAUUUUCCCUUAAAAACUGGGACAGAUAUGCUCUUAAAUUUUAAUUCCCAUGUUGACAUCAGAUAUUGAAGCUCACCCAUAACAGGAAGAACUUCAGCUAUAAUACAUUAAAUGAAUAUAUAGUACUUUAGACAUUUUUGUGAAUGGUCAGCUCUGCCCAGAAGAUGCACACAAGCACAAUCAGUUUAUUUAACUGAAAACUGAUUAAUUAAUUUUUUUAAACCUUUUUUUACACAUUUUAUUUGAUUUUGUAAUAUUAUAAUGAAAUCGCUCAGAAAUAACACAAAAUUGUGAUUUUGCCAAAUCUCAUUUAGUAGCCUACAUUGCUUUUUUGCAACAUGUGCCAGCUAUAACUAUACAUUACGUCCACAAUUUACAAAAAUCUUAAAAGCCAUAAAAUUUUAUAGCAAUAAUAUAAACAAAUAUUUCACGCCCGCAUUUUCUCUCAAACUGGCUGGACAUAGGAGAGCAUCACAAUGUCAUGUGUCAAAAUUAAAUGUUGACGAUGCUGCGAUUAGUCCUCUUCCACAUAGACAUGAAAAGGAAGUAAAGACUGUUUGUACUUCAUCAUAUAGUAGUUAAAAUCACAUUACAUUUGCAUUUAUUCCAUUUGUUUCCCUGCACCAAGCCUAAGGCCCAUUUAUGCUCAACGGACAUACGAAAAUGUAUCCGUCCGUUUCAAACGAUGUUACCGUCACUGCUCACAUACUUCCAUGCCUCCUUUACGUUGGCAUGGAUGUUAACCAAUACAUCCACCAGGGGGCAGCACAGAAUCAAACGUUUAUAACAACAACAAACUCAACAAGAAACAUGGCGACUGUGGAGGAGAUAUAGAUAAUGUUCCUCUUACAUAAAAGACAAAAACGAUAUGUUUAAAGUUUCUAACCAACUCGCAAAACCUUUCCUCAAAAAGUUCCUCCAUUGUUAUUUCUUCUUCGUGUCUCACUAGAGCUACGUAUCGAGUAGUGACAGCAACACUGCCCCCCCCCCAUGGUUUCCGGUGGUACUGCUCCGUUUGGUCCGUAUCCGUAAGCUUUAUGGAAACGUGCAGAAAUAUGGACGCAGAGCACGGACAGAAGGCUCCGUCCGUAUCCGUAUCCGUAUUUAACGUUGAGCAUAAAUGGGUCGGGCUUAAAAAGGUCAUGAUGUCUCAGAUUGGACUGAAGAGAUAGAUAGAUUUUCAUUUUACUUUUGCACUAAUAAUGAAUCAUCUGUAAUGUCUUUAAAAAAGGUGAGCGGCUGCAGUUGGUUGGUCAUUUAGUCUACCAGUUUACAAUUUUUUACCACAAACAUUUGCAAUGCUUCAUAUUCCAACAAAAAUCCUCAGAUGAGUCACUUCACAGCAGGACUGCGGUGUUUCCACGGCUUUACGGGACCAAAGGUGUUACAUAGUUAAGGUGCUAAAGUGCAUCUGUGCCUAAAAUUACAUAAAUAGGCUAUAUUAUUAUAUUUUUACAUGAUUCUGUUUUAGAAUUUAUAGAUUUAUUGAUUCAAGAGAACUAUUAAUGUUUUGUUGACUCUUUUAUAAUCUGGUGAAGAGCUCUUUUUUACUUUUUAAUCAUACUGAAUGUACAUGAUUAUAUUUUACCAGUGCGUGAAACACAUAUCAUGAUGUUAUAUGAUAUGAUGUAUGGUCGUGAAAUCAUCGAGAAUGAAUUAAUUGAAUGAAUGAUCUGAUUCUGAUUAUAUGCACUCUUCAGACUUUAGUAUUUGCUCAGUUGAUUGAGUCGUUUUUACUGCAUCAUAAAUCAAAUAUGUAGAAUUUAUGCAGAAUUUAUGUAUCCUGUGGAUCUUGUAAAUAAAUAAAGACAAUUGUUUUAUA
Scomber japonicus (chub mackerel) is the source of this 4023-nucleotide messenger RNA. RefSeq names its product C-type lectin domain family 12 member B-like. The transcript is spliced from 6 exons. The record is from RefSeq and is a predicted model, not a curated record. Lineage: Eukaryota; Metazoa; Chordata; Actinopteri; Scombriformes; Scombridae. The coding region runs from base 1205 to 2131 and encodes 308 amino acids.